GGGACAGCAAGAGUGGAGGAUGAUGAUCUACUCUUAUGAUGAGAUCCUAGCACUAGUAGUAGUUCUACUAGGAGCCUAAGAAGUACUUUCCUUUUUAACGAAUAUUGAUGAGCACUAGUAGUAGUUCUAGGAGCCUAAGAAGUACUUUCCUUUUUAUCGAAUAUAAUCCAUGAGUGGUCUUUCUUGCGUAUCAUCUCUCCGUUAGCGGGGGUACUAGUACUAGUAUCUUCCCUGUUUUUAUUAAGAUCUCAACGCAGCCAGGGGCAUCUCUAGUUUUUAACUAAACGCCGUAUAAUAUUUCCUUCAAAAACGCCGUAUAUUUCCUUCAACAUUAUUAAGAUCUCAAUCUGUGCCGCACUGUGACUCUAAUACAGCUCGAAGAGGCCGAAGAUGCCACUGCAGCCACAGGCUCCAAAGAGCACGACGAUGAGAGUUCUGAUGCGGAAGACUCCUCCUCCACAUCGGAGGCUUUGCUUACAUGUAGAGGUCCAGGCAGCGCUAUGCUAAAACCGACUCACAGCGUGUCUAGUGCCUUAAGAUUUCAAAGAGUAACCACGUACCUCUGUACUGAGGUUGUUUACUAUGCUCUCUUCAUGCAUUUUUCCAUCUUUUGCAUCUCUUGAAGAAGAUCAUGAGUCGUGAUGAACAACAGAAGAUGCAGUAGAUGUCCUCGCCAGAAAAAAAUCAAUAAUUUCAAUUCCUCUGCUCUUUUCAUACAUUGCGCCAUCACAAUACCAAUCGGAGGAAGCUUACCCGCUUUACCCAACACCAUCGCAUAUCGAUCUGCUGCAGCAAACUCCUCCCGG
Messenger RNA from Amoebophrya sp. A25, 806 nucleotides. NCBI's taxonomy places the organism in Eukaryota, Dinophyceae, Syndiniales, Amoebophryaceae. The record is from the annotation of a GenBank genome assembly.